GUUCCUGGGCAGUGGGCACAAGGAGCCCUUAUUAACUAUAUCAUACCUUCAAGUUACAUGUACCCAUGAUCGUGCCUGUCACUGGUGAUGGUGCUGCUCACAACCACGCCUGCUGCCAAGGUGGCUCUCGUGGAAUACUGUAGACGGCAGAAAGACAUUGAUGAGGGCUGCAGCGACGAGGCAAAGGAGCGACGCGAAAAGCUGUCGACGACAGAAAUUGGCAGCCCACUCGAGCAUCAUGAGCUGGUCGAAAUAUCGAGGUUCUUGGUGCACGAUGCGGCUUCUGAUAUUGCAAAGGCAUGGCGUCUAGACUCACUACUGAAAGGUGCCCAUGUCUAUCAGCCUCCGCCGCCCUCGAAACCAGAGCCCAGCAGCGAGUACAAACGCUUGAUGCAGCGCCUACGUGUCGAAGAAGAACAACGACAGUACGAACGAAUGAUCAACCCUCCAGCUCAACCAGAAACCUUCGGCCAACGCUUCCCCAUGGCGACUUCAUCAUUCGGAGCCAUUGGAUCCUCAACCGCAGAUGAAGUUGACGAAGUGACCUAUGCAGAUGUCAACAGGCAAAUGGUCCUGAUCAUCAACGUCUUGGUGUCCAUCAUCUGCACCAGCGUGGCAGUGUGGAUGGCAGCACGCCGCUGGAACGUCCCACAACGAAUGGGAUUAGCGUUCUUCAGCAGCACUCUUGUGGCCGUCGCUGAGGUGGCCAUUUACAUGGGCUACAUUCGACGCAUCCAAGAGUCCAAGGCAACAGAGAGAAAGCAGAUCGAGAAGAAGGAGAUUCUUGAUACGUGGGUUAUUGACGCCAAGUCCUCUUCGUCGUCCCAAUCUGCUAUUCCGAGCGACUCGAUGCGGUUCAGAAAAGGAAAACACCGUUGAUCGCCUCCUGAGAGUACCUAGGGUACCUCCGAUAUUGAAAUUCUUUCUGCCUGAGGAUCACGUGGCGCAAAUCACGAAGGGUCGCGCUCCUAGCGCGUUUGCCAAAACACAUCAACAACUCUGUCCUAUUCGCUGGACUUCUUCCCGCACUUCUUCCCUCUCUUACGACUGAGAUGAAAUAAGGUAUCAACCAACGGACCACCAUUCUUGCCUCUUUAUUCCGCAUGGCCGACAGAGAUUUCCACCACCCGUUUCAGCCUUAUGCCAUCCAACAGCAGUUCAUGGAAGGCGUUUAUGACUGCAUCGAACAAGGCAAAGUGGGCAUCUUCGAAUCUCCUACUGGGACAGGCAAAUCUCUGAGUCUGAUAUGUGGCUCGUUGACAUGGCUUCGCGAGCACAAGCGAAAGACCUUUGAUGAAGCUAUGGCCAGUGUCGAGAUCGAAGAUGAUGAGCCAAUCUGGAUCACUGAACAUGCUCGGCAAGAGCGCAGCCGCGAAAUUCGACAGCUGAGAGAGGAAUUCGAGGCGCGUCUGACUGCUGUGCGCGAACGGGAGAAAAAGGCCAGAGAGCGAGCUCAGCGCGCCGCGAAUGGUGAACCAUCUUUCAAGCGGCAGAAGAAGACAAAUGCCGCAGCUGAAGACCCCGAGGACGAGGAGCAGUUCAUGUUGGACGACUAUGAAAGCGAGAACGAAGCUGCGUCUGACGGUACACUGUACUCUGUCGAAACUAGGCGACUCAUGGAGAAGCUGGGUCUGUUGCAUACGAUAGCGAAGCAUGGAAACGCCGAAGACGACACCAAUGAAUUGAAGAUAUAUUUCUGUUCCCGCACGCAUUCACAGCUGUCUCAGUUUAUUGGCGAGCUCAAGAGAGUCAGGCUGCCUCCUGGUUAUCCUCCCGAGCAAAAAGAUUCAAGAGGAAAAGCAGGUGAGAUGACUGAAGAGCUGAAACAUCUGACCUUGGGUUCACGUCAAAAUUUGUGCAUCAACGCCCGCGUCAAUAAGCUGCCCACAUUAACAGCAAUCAAUGAACGAUGCUCGGAGCUGCAGCAGCCAAAGACGCCUGCGGACAAGAAGUGUCAGUAUCUGCCACAGAAGGACAGUGAGCACGUGGUACUAGACUUCCGGGACCACGCUUUGGCGGAAAUCCGUGAUAUCGAGGACCUGGCCAAAUUAGGUUCGAAACUGCAAAUCUGCCCAUAUUAUGCUGUCAGACCUGGCAUCGGUCACGCCGAGGUCGUAACGCUGCCCUACCCUCUUUUGUUGAACAAGGCUUCGAGAGAAGCACUGGGUAUAUCUCUAAAAGGGCACGUGGUCAUCAUCGAUGAAGCACACAACCUUAUGGAGUCGGUUGAAAGCAUACAUUCUGCCUCCAUCACGGAGCUCCAGCUCCAACAAGCAAAAGCUGGGGUUGCGGAGUACUAUCGCAAGUUCAACAAACGAUUGAAAGAUAAAAACAGAGCGUAUGUAACGCAGAUCAUCAAGGUAGUUGCCUCGCUGCUUCACUUCAUGAGCAAUGUGCGCCAGCAGAGCAGCGAUGGCAACAUCACGACUGCGAAUGCACUCCUUGCUACGCAAGGCGCUGAUCAAAUCAAUCUUGUCAAGCUCGUCCACUACAUCACCGAAAGCAAGUUGGCACGCAAAGUCGAGGGCUACAUCACUCACCUCGCUCGCGCGGAGGCUACUCGAGCGCGGAAGCCUGUUUCUGAUAGUGCUGCAGCAGAAGUCCCAACCCUUACUCACUUGCAAAACUUUCUGCCAUGUUUGAUGAAUCCUGCUAGAGAAGGACGCUUCACUUGGGUCAAAUAUGAUGGCACAAUCGCUGUGAAGUACAUGCUGCUCGACCCGGCCGAGCACUUCCGAAACAUUGUCGAAGAGGCGAGGGCAGUCAUCCUCGCCGGUGGUACCAUGUCCCCUAUGGAAGACUACAAACAGCAGCUCUUUCCUUACUUAGAUGACAUCACGACAUUCUCGUGCGGGCAUCUGAUACCAUCAAGCAACCUCUUCGUGCGAACAAUCACAUCCGACCAGAACGGCUCCAUCGAUUUCACCUUCAAGUGCAGAGAAAAGAACAUGAUUCGAGCAGGACACGCACUUUUACAAAUCGUGCCGAAAGUCCGAGGAGGUAUGGUCGUGUUCUUCCCCAGCUAUUCCUACCUCGAGGCAGUUCACCGCGCUUGGAACUCUGCAGGCUUGACCUCCCGCCUUGAAGCCCAGAAACCAACUAUUUACGACACGCGCGGUACCGCGGGUUCUGAUCCUUUCGCGUCUUACAAAACCGCUAUUCAUGUCAACCCCACCCGAGGCGCUCUACUGCUCUCCGUGAUAGGCGGUAAACUCUCCGAAGGCAUCAACUUCUCCAACGAACUUGGUCGAUGUGUUGUCGUAAUUGGUCUGCCUUUCCCCAACUACAAUGAUCCCGACUGGAAAGCCAAAAUGCAGUACCUGGAAGAAAGGGCGAAACAGAGAGGAGAGCCGAAGGGUAGAGCCAGCCGAGAACGUGGAGAGAACGUCACGAUGAGGAGUGUUAACCAAGCCAUUGGUAGGGCUAUCAGGCAUAAGGAUGAUUGGGCGAGUAUACUACUUUUCGAUGAGAGGUAUGACGACGAGAGGUUUAGGCGAAAACUUCCAGGGUGGAUCAGAAGUUGUGUGGAUGAGAAGGCGGCGGGAAACGUGGAGAGUGUGGUAAGGGAGUUGGAAAGGUUUUUCGAGGGCAAGAAUCAAGAGGAGAUGCUGGAUUCUUAG
Messenger RNA from Sphaerulina musiva SO2202, 3620 nucleotides. Its product is annotated as DNA repair helicase. Bases 1104 to 3620 code for a protein of 838 amino acids. Gene Ontology annotation, biological process: nucleobase-containing compound metabolic process; establishment of sister chromatid cohesion. Gene Ontology annotation, molecular function: hydrolase activity, acting on acid anhydrides, in phosphorus-containing anhydrides; ATP binding; DNA binding. The transcript has 2 exons. NCBI's taxonomy places the organism in Eukaryota, Fungi, Ascomycota, Dothideomycetes, Mycosphaerellales, Mycosphaerellaceae. Gene Ontology annotation, cellular component: nucleus. The record is from RefSeq and is a predicted model, not a curated record.